Parnassius mnemosyne (clouded apollo) is the source of this 771-nucleotide messenger RNA. The record is from the annotation of a GenBank genome assembly. NCBI's taxonomy places the organism in Eukaryota, Metazoa, Arthropoda, Insecta, Lepidoptera, Papilionidae.
AUGCGAUCUCUUCGUAAAAUGUGCGGCGUUACGAUGGCCGACCGAAAGCGAAACGAAGAGAUUCGCAAUAUGGCAGGUUUGAAAGAUGACCUUAUCACAAAAAUUGAUAAGGGCGUGCUUCGGUGGUUUGGGCACGUUGAGCGAAUGAGUGAAGACCGAAUGGUGAAGAAAAUAUAUAGCGCGAAAGUUAAUAUUAAAAGGUGUCGAGGUAGACCGAGACUAACUUUCGAAGACCAUGUGAGCAAAUUGCUCGAAGAGGGUAGGGUCAAGAGUACUCGGAUACCUAGACGUGCAUGUAUGAAGAAGAUAAUGAAUCUGAAAGAAGCGAAAGAGGUAUGUAUGGAUCGUGACACUUGGCGAUCUGUUCUCUCUGGCUACCCCGUCAGGGAUUACAUACGAUAUGAACUUAAUGGAGUAGAAAUAGAUAAAAUUAAGAAAGCUGGUGUCACUACUACAAUAAAAUCUUAUCUAUCAUUAUAUGAAAAUGAAUCCAAAUGUGCUCGAGUUUGGGGCUGGUCAACUGGCGGAACAAGCAAUGCUAGUGGUGGAACGUUUUCCGCGUCUAUACCAUUGAACAAGAUAUUAGGAUUUGCAGAAGAUUAUGAAAAAAUUAUAAUUAAUUGUAAACAUGAGUUAGUAUUAUUACGAAGCAAUACAAACCUUAAUGCGAUCAAGUUAAAUACAGAUCAGAGAACCGCUUAUUGCUUGGUAUUAAACGACUGUAUAUUUGAAUACAAACUACUGAGUAAUAUCGUUAAGAAAAUAUCAUGA